Messenger RNA from Malania oleifera, 2577 nucleotides. RefSeq names its product 2-oxoisovalerate dehydrogenase subunit alpha 1, mitochondrial-like. NCBI's taxonomy places the organism in Eukaryota, Viridiplantae, Streptophyta, Magnoliopsida, Santalales, Ximeniaceae. The record is from RefSeq and is a predicted model, not a curated record. The coding region runs from base 785 to 2326 and encodes 513 amino acids. Gene Ontology annotation, molecular function: oxidoreductase activity, acting on the aldehyde or oxo group of donors, disulfide as acceptor. The transcript has 9 exons. Gene Ontology annotation, biological process: branched-chain amino acid catabolic process.
AAGUAAAAUAAAAAAUAAAUACGUUGCAUCAUGUUAAUUAGUGCACAUGCAAUCGGAAACGCUAUUUUUUCAUUUUUUUUUUUUUUUUUGGGGUUAGUAUGUAGCUGGAAGACGUUAUAACCCAUUGACACUCGACAAAUGAUUUUUUUUUUUCCCUAGAAAAUACGAGUGGGUUUUGCGAAAGACUAAUUAACCAAAGACUAAUCAAGGAAUCGAUGAUUUUAGAAAAUUAAUUUAGCUUUUUGUGCCCGAGAAUUAGCCCUAAAGACUAUACACCAUUUGAGAGUAAUAAUGAAAAAUUUAAGGAAAGGAAGACUUAAUUGCCUUAAAUAUGACUUAUCAAUUCAACUUAUGUGUACGUUAGGUUGAUGUAAGACACCUAAUAAGUGGGUUCCACUGAAAUUAAAAGAAGUGAAAUCCACUUGUUACGCAUUUGACAUCAGCACAAUAUGCGUUGCAUCAACACAAUAUGCAUGGACCCGGGAAGAGAGACGCAUCAUAAUUUUCAUUGUUUAAGCUCUUAAUAAGAAGGCGAUGCGUCAUAUACCUGUCUACAGCUAUGAAGUGGAAAAGCGUGAGGGACUACAGCGUCUCUACCUAUUAAUUGGGCAAUGCCCACGAAAAGAAAUUGAAUUGGAAGAUAAAAAAAAAGGAAACGAUUAAGCAGCCUCGAUCUCAUCUCUCUGUGUCUACUUCCCAUGUACGUAGAUAAUUUUUCUGCAGCGGCUUCUGUAAUAACUAGUUAACUCUUCUUCUUCCGCAUCUGCUGUGUUCUUGAUCAUCCAUGGCAAUCUGGUUUUGGAGAAGAACGAGUAGCAGUAUUAUAAUUGCUGGGAAUAAUCAUGUGAAGAGGAUCAUGAGAGAGAAGGGCAUCAUCGUGAUCAUGCGCAAUACUUCUGCCACCUCAUCAUCAUCAGGAGGAGGAGGAGGAGGAGGAAGAACUCUCCACCGCCAUUGCUGCAGCAGCAAGCACUCAUCAUCAUCAUCAUCAUCAGCAGCAGCAGCAGCAUUAGUGUCAACAACACCCUUUGGUCUCUCUGUUUUGCGUUUUGAAUCAACCAAAGCUGCUGCAGAGCUGCUCAACUAUCCCCUGCAGGAGGAUUUCUCUGAUAAGCCUCACCACCAAGUUCAAAUUCAGCAGACACUGGAUUUUCCAGGAGGACCAAUUUCCUUUACCUCCAAAAUGAGAUUCAUUCCCGAGUCCCCCACAGAAAGGAUACGUUGUUAUCGGGUACUCGACGAUGAUGGACAGUCCCUUAUGCACGGCACAUCACCACAGGUAAGCAAGGAAGUUGCAGUAAAGAUGUACAGCAGCAUGGUUGCCCUUCAAAUAAUGGAUACCGUUUUCUUCGAGGCGCAGAGGCAAGGGAGAAUUUCCUUCUAUAUCACUUCAAAGGGAGAAGAGGCAAUCAACAUUGCAUCAGCAGCUGCACUCACCUCAGAUGAUGUUGUCCUUCCUCAGUACAGGGAGCCAGGGGUGCUACUAUGGCGGGGUUUCACCUUCCAAGAAUUUGCAGACCAGUGCUUUGGGAACAAGGCGGAUUACGGGAAAGGCAGGCAGAUGCCCAUCCAUUACGGGUCAAACAAGCACAACUAUGUCACCGUGUCAUCGCCCAUGGCCACACAACUUCCUCAAGCUGUGGGGGCUGCUUACUCCCUUAAAAUGGAUAAGAAGAAUGCCUGUGUAGUCACUUACAUUGGGGAUGGUGGCACCAGUGAGGGAGAUUUCCAUGCCAGUUUAAAUUUUGCAGCAGUUACGGAAGCUCCGGUUAUUUUUAUCUGUCGCAACAAUGGAUGGGCAAUCAGCACUCCUACCACCGAACAGUUUCGAAGCGAUGGUAUUGUGGUUAGGGGUCAAGCUUAUGGAGUUCGAAGCAUUCGGGUAGACGGAAACGAUACUCUUGCUGUUUACAGUGCUAUUCGAGCAGCCCGUGAAAUGGUGAUCAGUGAGCAGAGACCUGUACUAAUUGAGGCUCUCACUUAUCGAGUCGGACACCAUUCAACAUCUGAUGAUUCCACCAAGUACCGCUCGGUUGAUGAGAUCGAGCACUGGAAAAUGGCGCGCGACCCGAUCGCGAGAUUUAGAAAAUGGGUUUCGAGGAAUGGUUGGUGGAGUGAACAAGAUGAAUCAGACCUUCGAACUAGGGUCCGGGAUCAGAUAUUGAAAGCAAUUCAAUCUGCGGAAAGAACUGACAAACAGCCAUUGGGUGAGUUGUUCACUGAUGUGUAUGAUGAUCCACCAUUGAACCUUGUUGAGCAAGAGAAAUCACUCAGAGAAACCAUCAGAAAACACCCAGAAGAAUACCCAUCUGAUGUUCCUGUUUAGAUUUCUCAAUUGAACUGGUAAUGUUCAUAUAUAGUCUGCUGGUAACAAGAGCAACUCUCUAAUUAAUUUGUUCUUCCCAAUUUUCUUUCCUUCAAAAAAAAUUUUUUUCACUAUUUUUCAUUGUCAAGGCAAUGCCUUCAUCUAUAAUUUUGUGAUUUAGUAACUUUGAAGAAGGAUUUUUGUAAAUGUAAUUAGAAACUUCAGCUGUAUUCUUGUUCUCUAGAAGCAUAAUGGGAAUCAGUAUUAACCAA